Molecule: messenger RNA, 738 nt
Organism: Odobenus rosmarus divergens (Pacific walrus)
Lineage: Eukaryota; Metazoa; Chordata; Mammalia; Carnivora; Odobenidae
Gene: CBY3
Product: chibby homolog 3 (Drosophila)
Exons: 2
Coding region: 1-738 (245 amino acids)
Source: RefSeq, a predicted model, not a curated record
AUGGGGCCAGGCCUGGGACAGCAGCUCAGCACCUCCAACACACCCUCCAGCAGUGCCCCUGGCUCGCCUUCGUCAUUCCGGACACCGGGACUCCGGAGGCAAGGGCGCAGCCUCGGUCGUCCACGUCCUCGAGGCUCGGCACCGGGCACCCGCGCGCCCGACACGGCCCACUCGGCCCUCGCCCUGGAGGCCUUCAGGUGCCCGGCCUCGGGCCACGCCGGCCGCCUGUGGGAGCAGUUCCGGCAGUUCUGGGCCGACCACUUCUCGCGGCGCUUCUCGCCGCGGCGCCCGCCGCUGCGCCGCAUCUCCUCCAUGUCCACCUUCUACCUGCUGGACCACCGGACGCGCCAGGCCGAGCUGGGCCUCAGCUACGGCGCGCCGCGCACGCGCCUGAGCGACGAGGCCUUCGUGUUCCGUGGCGGCCGGUGGACCGCCGAGGGGCUGCCGGUGCGGUCGCGGCCGCCGCCGUCCUCGCCGACCAUCUCGGGCUGGAAGCGGCCGGUGCAGCGGGUCAAGAGCCAGGUGCUCCUGGAGGAGAACAACUACCUGAAGCUGCAGCAGGAACUGCUCAUGGACAUGCUGACUGAGACUACGGCGCGCAUGCACCUGCUGGAGAAGAAGCUCGGCACCCAGGCCAGCCCGGCGGCUGCAGCGCGCGCCUGGCAGAGGAAGAUGCGUAAACGCGAAAGCACGAGCGGCGUGCUCAUGAUCGAGCCGCGCGCUCUGGAGUCGUUCUGA